Xenopus laevis (African clawed frog) is the source of this 2593-nucleotide messenger RNA. RefSeq names its product translocase of outer mitochondrial membrane 40 homolog S homeolog (gene tomm40.S). Gene Ontology annotation, biological process: protein import into mitochondrial matrix; transmembrane transport. The coding region runs from base 164 to 1174 and encodes 336 amino acids. Lineage: Eukaryota; Metazoa; Chordata; Amphibia; Anura; Pipidae. Gene Ontology annotation, molecular function: transmembrane protein transporter activity. The record is from RefSeq and is a predicted model, not a curated record. Gene Ontology annotation, cellular component: mitochondrial outer membrane. The transcript is spliced from 11 exons.
GUCCAUUCAUAUCUUACCUUAAAGGCGGAGGACGGAGAAGACUCCAAUAGCGUAGGGCAGUAGGCGGGACGUGAGGGGUGAGCGGGUUAGUCUGAUCCUAUCGUGUGUGUAAGUGAAUGUGAGAAUCACAGAGACUGCAGGAGAGAGGAGAGGAAAGGUAAAGAUGGGGAAUGUUCUAGCUGCAAGUUCUCCUGCUCCCCCUCCAGCAGGAUCCCCUCCAGCCCCAGGCUUAGUAUCUGUACCUCCUGGCUUCACAAUGCCCCCUGUGGCUGGGUUGACCCCCACUCCAGAUAAGAAGGAAACACAAGAAGACCGGUUACCAAACCCUGGCACAUUUGAGGAGUGCCACCGCAAGUGUAAAGAAUUAUUCCCAAUCCAGAUGGAAGGCGUAAAACUGACUGUAAACAAGGGGCUUAGUAACUAUUUUCAGGUGAAUCAUACAAUCUCUCUCAGUACGAUUGGGGAGUCUAACUAUCACUUUGGGGCCACCUACGUGGGAACGAAACAGUUGGGCCCAACAGAGGCAUUUCCAGUUCUGGUCGGGGAUUUGGAUAAUAGCGGCAGUCUCAAUGCUCAGAUAAUUCAUCAGGUCGUUAAUAACAUCAGGACAAAAAUUGCAUUGCAGACCCAACAGUCAAAGUUUGUGAACUGGCAAAUGGAUACGGAAUACCGAGGUGAAGAUUUUACAGCUGCGCUCACAAUGGGAAACCCAGAUAUAUUAGUCGGAUCAGGUAUCCUGGUAGCACAUUAUAUGCAAAGUAUCACUCCUAGUCUGGCAUUAGGAGGGGAACUAGUGUAUCAUCGGCGUCCUGGGGAGGAGGGAACUGUCAUGUCUUUAGCAGGAAGAUACACAGCUCCUAACUGGACGGCGACACUCACCCUUGGGCAGGCAGGAGCACAUGCUACCUACUACCACAAAGCCAACGACCAGCUCCAGGUGGGGGUGGAGUUCGAGGCCAGCGCCAGAAUGCAGGACACAAGUGUUUCAUUUGCUUAUCAGUUGGACCUCCCCAAAGCCAACCUACUGUUUAAAGGCUCUGUAGAUAGCAACUGGAUAGUUGGUGCCACUCUAGAAAAAAAGCUGCCUCCUCUUCCACUCACUCUAGCCAUGGGAGCUUUCCUCAACCACAAGAAAAACAAAUUCCAGUGUGGCUUGGGCCUGACUAUUGGUUAACAUUGUGUUCCUCGUCUGAGCUAGUGGUCUCCCCUCUACACCCUGACUUGUUGGCCUCUCUUUACUUACUAACUUCUCUGCCAGUCUUCUUACUCGCUCUUCCUCCCCUACUCCUGCCAGGCUUCAUUUUAAUGUUUAUUUUAAUUUAAGGGGAAGGAAGGCAGUGAUAGAUGGGGUGAAAAAAGAAAUAUUUAAACUAUGCCUUCAGUAUCAAGGGGAAGCCAUCAUCCUCUGUUCUCUCUGCAGUCUCUGAUUAAUGGGCAUGGUCUUUUCUCUACAAUGUUUUGUCCUGUUUAUUGGGGGGGCUGUCUCUUCUUGUGUCACACUUGUCUCUGUUUAUUAGGGGCUGUUUUCGGUUUAACCCUUCCACCCCUGCUGUCUCUGGUACCUGCCGGAUUGAGGGCUUUCUUUUCCCUCUUUAACUUAAAGGAGAACUAAAGCCAAACUAAAGAAGUAGGUCGAAAUGUUAUACAUUAUGUUUUGGGCUUCUGUACCAGCCCAAGGCAACCACAGCCCUUUAGUAGUAAAGAUCUGUGUCUCCAAAGAUGCCCCAGUAGCUCCCCAUCUUCUUUUUGCUGAUUCACUGCACAUGCUCUGUGCUGCUGUCACUUACUGAGCUUAGGGACCCACUCACAAUAUACAGUACACAUAGAAUAGAAAUGUCACAAUAUAAGGCUGAUUAGUAAUUAAUACAGAUAAUUACUACAUGGCAGCACAGAAACCAGUGCAAUUAGCAUCAGAAUUUAAUAAUCAGCCCUGUAGCAUCAGUUUAUAUUACUGACCAACCUCAUUUUCUGCUGGAUAAUUAGUGACGAGCCCUAAGCUCAGCUUCUCAACAGCUGCUCAGAGCCCACUGAGCAUGUGAGUGUCACAGACACUUUCCAAGAUGGUGACCCCCUGUGACAAGUUUGAAGUCCUGGAUCAUUGCUGCUAUUGACAAGCUGACACUUUAGGCUGCUGCAAAAAAAUUCAGUAUAUAAAAUGUCAUUUUUAGUCAUAUUCAUUUUUAUGGUUUAGUUCUCCCUUAAAGGUUUUCCUAUUCUUCUCUGACCCUUACCUGUUUCAUAUCUGCUAGGUGAGGAUGGAAUCUUUGAGACAGCUGGUCUAUCAAACUGACUGUGUUGCCUCUCUGUCUGCUGGAUCUCUACCAUUAGGUUAUUCUCGUAUAUCCAAGAUCAAGCUUCUUAUGAGGCCUGUGCAAACAUAAUACUGAUCUUAUGCUGCUGUCUGGGGUUGGUGGGAGAGGGUAAGUCCUGCUGCUGACUGUGCCCCCUCAAUAGGAGUGUGGAUGUAAAUCAUGUUUAUAAGUUAUACAAACACAGAUCUUUUACACAAAAUGGAAGUGAAGCCCAAAGCGAAGUCAUUGCUGGGCAUGUUCGGCACAAAUAAAGUGACUUCUGCAAAGGGAAUAUAUAUAUA